UCUUCUUCUUCACCUUCUACUUUCAACUAUCUGCUACCACGCAUUACUGUAACUACAAUUACCCAUCCCAAAAACACACACUAAACCCUCCCGAAAGAAUACACAAUCUUCACGAUCCCUAACCCCCUUUUCACUUCAAAUCUAUCGACGUGAUCACAAUUGCAAUCGAUCUUCUUUUGAUCAAUCCGGUUAGUUAAUUGCAUUUGUGUUCUUUCUUUGGAACAGAAGAUUGGUGAGAGAUGGAUGAUAUCGUGUCGGAAUGCAAGGUAAUUCUCCAAUUGGUUGAUAUUGAUUGAGGGUAAUGUCAAUUGAGUUCUUGAAUAUGAAUUUUAUUGUGUUAAAUUUUCCCUUUCGAUUGGUUUUUGAAUACAUUAUAUUGAUCGGGGAUGUUAUUAGGUUUUUUUGCCCAUAAUGUCUGAAAUCGCGCAGAGAAAGAUUGGUAUUUUUAGAAUCAUAUGUACGUAUCUAUGUGUUUAUGGGUGUAUGAAUUUCUAUCUGUGUGUGGGUAUAGAAGAAGAAAGGGAAAGACAAUAGUUGGUGCACAUUUCACCUCCAUUGCUUUUGUACUCGAGCAGGUGUAAUGCAAGUACAACUCUAGCAUGGCGAGAAAAGAAUGGCUCGUUUCAGAAUUCAAGAGCUUAAGGAUGUCCUCAGCCAACUUGGUGUUGCAAAGACAGGGAGGAAGCAGGAACUCGUAGAUAGGAUACUGGCUUUGCUUUCUGGCGAAGAAGAUAUUCAUGGUCCAAAGAAUAAAUUUAUUCGAAAGGAAGACGUGGCAAAAAUAAUUGAUGACACUUACAAAAAAAUGCAGCCUACAGGGGCAAAUGAUCCAGUAACUGGUGGACAUUGUGUCUCUGACAGCAGCAGCAUUACACCUAGAGAGGAAAUUGUUGAUCAGAAAAUUCGUUGUCCUUGCGGCAGUCCACUGAAAACUGAGUUCAUGAUUCAGUGUGCAGAUCCACAAUGUCAUGUUCUUCAACACAUUCACUGUGUGAUUAUCCUAGAUGAGUCUACCGAGGGAGUUCCAGAUGCUCCCUCUCAACAUUAUUGUGAACUUUGUCGAAUCAACCGGUGUGACCCAUUUUGGAAGACUUUGGCACACCCUUUAGAUCCUGUGAAGCUCCUUGUCUCAAGUACUCCAGAUGAUGGUUCACAGCCACUACAGAAUGUGGAAACAAGCUUCCAAAUUACAAGAGCAAAUGUACAUAUGCUGGAGAAUGCAGGAUACGAUGUACAGGCGUGGUGCAUUCUUCUCAAUGAUAGUGUUCCAUUCAGGAUGCAAUGGCCACAAUAUCCUGAUCUAAGAGUCAAUGGCAUCCCUGUUAAGACGAUCAAUAGACCUGGAUCAAAGAUGCUUGGAGCCAAUGGUCGUGAUGAUGGUCCAUCGAUCUCGUUGUUUCUAGUGGAGGGAUGUAACCAGAUCUCUUUAUGUGGUUCUGAUGCUCGAACUUUUUGCUUGGGUGUCAGACUAGUGAAGCAACGCACAGUUCAUCAGGUUAUCAACAUGAUUCCCGGUGAACAAGAAGGUGAAUCCUUUACUGAUGCUGUUGCCCGUGUUUGUCGUUGCAUUGGUGGAAUGGCUUCUGCAAAUGAUGAUAGUGACAGUGAUUUGGAAGUUAUUGCAGACAAUGUCACAGUUAAUCUGCGUUGCCCUAUGAGUGGGUGUAGAAUGAAAACUGCUGCUAGAUUUAAAGGAUGCGUUCACCUUGGAUGUUUUGAUCUCCAAACUUUUGUUCAAAUCAACCAGCGGUCUAGAAAGUGGCAAUGCCCCAUUUGCCUAAGGAACUAUUCCUUGGAGGACAUUAUCAUCGACCCCUAUUUAAAUCGUAUUGUGAAGAUGAUGCAACAUUGUGUCGAAGAUGUAACUGAGAUUGAUGUGAAGUCUGAUGGUUCGUGGCGUGCAAAGAUUGGACGCCCUUUUAUGGAUCUUGAACGAUGGCACCUUGCAGAUGGAUCAUUGUGUAUAUCUGAAGUUAAAGUCGAUUCAAAUAUGGAAGUUCCUGCUGGAAAAAGUGAACACCAUGCAAAUGGGCAUGGAGUAUCAGAUGUUGGUUUACCUCUGGGAAAUCAGUCGGAAGAAUUUAUUACAAACUAUGGGCAAGAGAUAAUAUCAAUGAGCAGUGGUUCUUCUGACAAUAUGAAAGAAGAUGAGUUUGAAAGUAUCAACCAUCAUGGUACUAACCAAUUUGAUAUCACAACGAACAAAGACAGCAUGAUGGAGUCUGUGCCAUACAACUAUAACCAAACAUCUGGAAUCACCAACAGAAGUUCUUCUUCGUCACUUGGAGAUCCAAGUGUCAUUGUUCUUAGUGAUUCAGAAGAAGAGAACGAUGAUAUGGUUUCUCCAACAGGAGUCCCCUUACUUGGCCCACCCAAUGGUAGUUCUAGUUCACUCACUGCUAAUCCCGAAACGCCUGUUAUGCACUCGGGAGAUGCUGUACUUCCAGCUGGUUUAUCGCGUCCGAGUGGGGACGUUAAAGAAUCUGGUCACAUGAGUAAUAGCAAACGGCAAGGUGGCCCUUUCACAUUUCCUCGCCAGCCAAGGACUGUAAGAAGGCAGCAUGGGACAAGAGAUGUACCAGGUGCCUAAAAAGGUCGCAAAUGGCUCAAGGAAGCAGGUGCAUGUAAUUUAAGUUCGACUUCUUGUUUCUGGAGGAUAGUAGUAGUAUUUCAAAAUGGACUACAGUAGGUAUAGAUUCAUCUUUUUUGUAAAUCGAAGAUAACCCACUUUACAAAUCUUCGAAUCUUUGUUUUUUCAGCAGCUCUGUAAAUCCUCAUAGCAUCUUGUACAUAUAGCAUUUGGCUUAUGAUUUUUGAUUAGUGGUCCUUGUGCACAUUUGCGUUCGCUUC
This is a messenger RNA of Cynara cardunculus var. scolymus (artichoke), 2850 nucleotides long. RefSeq names its product E3 SUMO-protein ligase SIZ1-like. Gene Ontology annotation, biological process: protein sumoylation. The transcript has 17 exons. Bases 614 to 2590 code for a protein of 658 amino acids. The record is from RefSeq and is a predicted model, not a curated record. Gene Ontology annotation, molecular function: SUMO ligase activity; zinc ion binding. Lineage: Eukaryota; Viridiplantae; Streptophyta; Magnoliopsida; Asterales; Asteraceae.